Messenger RNA from Rhipicephalus microplus (southern cattle tick), 503 nucleotides. RefSeq names its product E3 ubiquitin-protein ligase-like protein poe (gene poe). Gene Ontology annotation, molecular function: zinc ion binding. Lineage: Eukaryota; Metazoa; Arthropoda; Arachnida; Ixodida; Ixodidae. The record is from RefSeq and is a predicted model, not a curated record.
AACGUCGUCGGGACGACACACGAGAGCUGCGGCAGCUAUGGCUGAACCCUAGCAGUACCAUUCUCGAGCAGCUGUCUACCCCACUUCUGGAAAACCCCUUGGGGCCCAAGUCAGACGCUAGCACAGAUCUUGACAAGGACUUGGAUCUCAGUGCCAGCCAUAUCAUUGACCCUGGAAUGGAAGCUAAGAAUCUUUUGCUGGCCAAAAAUUUGGCCAGCUUGCAACGGGAGCGAGCUGGCGACAUCCUGCUUGAUGUGUGCCUGGCCAUACCUUGCAUGGUGCAGUACACGCAAGGUUUAGAAGAUGUACUUCUCUCUGGAGACACCAUGGUGCUUGACUGCCUGACAAGCAGCGUUGUGCUAUAUGGAUCGAAAACACUCUGUGCAGAAAUAGCACUAGUGCGCAAGUGCCUGAACCUUCCUGUGUUGGAGCCACUAGGUGAAGUGCGGCUGCAGCGGCCGUGCGGCUGGCCCUGGGAUGUGGACACAUGGCAGUGGCUGUGA